AUGGCAUUGGAGAUAAAUAGGGAAACCCUGAUCAAUUUUCAGCCAGUGAAAUCAUUCAAAGCAGGUGACCAUGAGGUCGCUCCUAUAACUUCGCUAAGCUUCGACGAUCAUGGCCAAUACUUGUUGACUGCUUCUGCGAAUGACAAUAUGCAUCUCUAUGACGCUGUAGGCUGCCGUUUCCUGAAUACAGUUGCAUCAAAAAAAUAUGGUUGCCAUUCAGCCAAAUUUACACAUGCUCAAUCAGAGUGCAUAUACUCUUCCACCAUGAAGAGUUUCGACAUUAGGCACCUCAAUUUAGAAACCAACCAAUACCUUAGGUAUUUCACAGGGCAUGGUGCUUUAGUCAGUGAAAUAGCAAUGAGCCCUCUUGACGAUACUUUCCUAUCUGCAUCAUAUGACGAAUCUGUUCGUCUAUGGGACCUUCGAUCAUCCAAGGCGCAGGCUAUGAUUCCUAGUUUGGUUCCAAAUCGCAUAGCAUACGAUCCCAGUGGUCUUGUUUUCGCUCUAGGCAAUCCAGAAAACUAUGAGAUCGGCCUAUACAAUGUAAAGCAAUUAAAAUCGGGACCAUUUUUGGUAAUAAAAGUCGAUCCUUCAUUCCAUCAGUGGUCAAAGAUAGAGUUCUCGAAUGACGGGAAGUAUAUCCUACUUUCGUCUUCAGCUGGAAAAAACAUGAUCUUAGAUGCUUUUGAUGGUUCUAAACUAUUUGAGCUUGUUGGGACGAGACCUUUUCCUCUCAGAGAAUUUAUGGACGCAGGCUCUGCUUGCUUCACGCCUGACGGUCAAUAUACUUUGGGAACAGAUUAUUCAGGAAAGAUUGCGCUUUGGAACCAUGCGGAAUCAAUUAGCGGCAGGAGCUUGAAGCCGAUUGGUUCUAUUCCUUCUGUUUCUGAAAGCAGCCCAAGAACGAUAGCAUUCAAUCCGAAGUAUUCCAUGUUCGUCACUGCAGAUGAAAACGUCGAUUUCUAUGUAUAUGAUGGAAAUAAAUAG
This is a messenger RNA of Lachancea fermentati, 987 nucleotides long. The record is from the annotation of a GenBank genome assembly. NCBI's taxonomy places the organism in Eukaryota, Fungi, Ascomycota, Saccharomycetes, Saccharomycetales, Saccharomycetaceae.